Messenger RNA from Psilocybe cubensis, 1380 nucleotides. RefSeq lists its product as uncharacterized. NCBI's taxonomy places the organism in Eukaryota, Fungi, Basidiomycota, Agaricomycetes, Agaricales, Agrocybaceae. Bases 1 to 1380 code for a protein of 459 amino acids. The record is from RefSeq and is a predicted model, not a curated record. The transcript is spliced from 2 exons.
AUGCCAGACCCAGAUUGGUGGGGGCAAGAAAUACUGCGACGAGCCGGUACUGCACCAUUGUGGAUAAAAUGCACACAGAUUGAAAGGUAUGCCCAGCAGACGGUGAUACAGCUUCUCCUUACAGUUCUCGACACGCGGUGGGAUAGAGUGGAGAGGCUUUAUGUUCGCAGCGCUAUCAUUGACGACCAGGGAGAGUCAAUGGCGCAUCACCUUUGGGAAUGUUUACUCAAACGGGCACCUUCAUUGAAGCAAUUGGGUCUUUAUAUAUCUGGUCGAGAGAAUGCACCUCUCAGCAGGCCGCUGCUGGGAGACUCUGCGCCAUUGUUAAAGGUGCUUAGAAUAAACAGGCUCACGUUCAGUGUUCAGGCACCUUGGUUAAGUGGUCUACGCUCCCUCACAAUUGGAUCCACUACCCCCUCGGACCUUCUUCAGGUGCUCGAAGGAAUUUCACAUCUAGAGGCCUUACGAGUAGAUGAUAUUUGUGACGAUGGAGAGGCAGAUGUGGGUGAUAAACCUUCGUUACCAUCUGUUCUUCGGCUUCGACAUCUGGAGCAGUUUGAUAUCAGUGCUUCGCAACUUACACCUUGCUCUACAUUUUUGAAACAGAUCACAACCUCGUCCAAAUGUUCUUCUGUAAGCUUGCGCUUUCUUAUUCCUAAGAAAGACUCUUCACGGAAUAUCCUGCCUGGCCUUUUGCUUCCGUUUUCGCAAUUUCUGGACCGUUACCUCGCAUUUUUUCCUGAGAGCGCCAUGUCGAUGACACAUACCCCAGAUGCCUUCACAUUAUCAUCUUCUGAGCCUAACAACUCUAACUCAUUUAUGUUAACCAUUUGUUUCGAAGGGAAAUACUCGUUCACCGCCUAUCUGCUUGCAAUUAUCUUGGGUACAUUUACUUCAGGAAUGCCGAAAGUGGUAUCCAUGAAGUUUGGAACGUUCAGAACGACACAACAGGUAGUCGAGACCAUCAUAUCAUUUCUUCCCAGGUUCACCUCUCUGAUUACACUCGAAGCCGACGAACGCUUUAUACUACGUCUGAUGGAGGAGAAGGAAAAUCACACUGGACUUCUUUUGCCAACUCUACGCACUAUUAACAUUAAUGCAUUCAAUGUCUCAUUUUUUGGAAGCUUUGGUGGUAUCGACGAAGAAAAUCGCUCUCCGCUCGUCGAUUACCUUGUGCUCCGCAUGGUGCGGGGGAGCCCAAUCGGUGUCCUUGAUCUCACACAAUGCCCAGAUUUGGACGUCAGGGCUUUAGUUCCUGUCCUUGAAAAUUCAAACCUUGCAGGGUUAAAUGUCCUAUGGGCACGAUAUAGCAUGUCCGGCGUUCGCCAGAGAUUUCAACACAUGGACAUCUCGACCAUUGACAUGUCCGAGUAUCUCUGA